CUGUUGACUCUGUGGUAUCGCAACAAUCUGCGCCGCGCGCGUCCGCACGCAUCGCACGAGAUCCGAGAACACCUGCGCCUGUGGUUGCCUGUGGUUGCCUGUGGUUGCCUGUGGUUGCCUGUGGUUGCCGUCGUCCUCCGGGCAAGGUGAGACCGUGGAGGUGUGGGUGUUGUCAGCUGAGCGGGCCACAUCAGAUUUCGGAAGGAGGGGUUUCCGUUACGUCAUUUUUCAUGAGAUAGUCAGCUACGAUGACGUCCCUGGGAGAGUUUGGAAGCAGGACAUUCCUGAUGGGAGACAGCACCAUGAUGGGCCGAGUUUACAGAAGCCCUGUGCCAAUUAAAAACAGAAACACUGCCAUCGCUUUCAAAAUAGUACAGUUGUCACUGCUGGCCCUAUGUAUAAUUCUAUACUCCAUGGGUGCCUACCUCGAGAACAGCAUGUUCCGACUGGCCCUGUCUUACGGGACUUUUGGAGCAUACCUCAUGAUCCCUCUGGCCGUCCUGGGAGGUUUCAUCAUUGGAGAAAACACGCCUGUACUUCUCACGUUCUACAACCUCGCGGGAGCGUUCCUGUUCAUCGCGGUCGGCUCGCUGGCCGUCGACUCGUGGUGGGGCCUGCAGAUGACCCUGGACAUCACCUCCCGGAGCGCCGACGUCAGCGCGGCCCAGCACGACAGCAACAUGAAGCUGGUCGCCGGCAUGAUCUGCAUCUCCAACGGGGUGUUCUACUUCGUGGACGCCCUCGUGGGGGCGUUUCUACUCAACUCCAACUUUUGACCACAGUCAACCAACAACGAAAUUAUAAACACUUCCGUAUCUUGGAGACAUGAGAAACUACGUCCAUAUUUCGUUCAAAAAAACACAGUUUACAA
Messenger RNA from Bacillus rossius redtenbacheri, 871 nucleotides. RefSeq lists its product as uncharacterized. Gene Ontology annotation, biological process: septate junction assembly. The transcript is spliced from 4 exons. Lineage: Eukaryota; Metazoa; Arthropoda; Insecta; Phasmatodea; Bacillidae. The record is from RefSeq and is a predicted model, not a curated record. Gene Ontology annotation, cellular component: plasma membrane. The coding region runs from base 249 to 776 and encodes 175 amino acids.